AUGCAGGAGCACGCCGUAGUGGACAAACAGUUCAAAUCGUUGGACGAAGUGCGUAAAUGCAUCGACGAUGUCUCAACUGCUUCGAAGCCUGCAGACAGCAGCAAGCAAGGUUUCCUGAUUGAAGCUAGCGUUUCAUGUCCAAGCCGUCACUGUAAUCAGGAGUACCAACACAAAACUUACAACAUUGAUGGCCUGACGCGUGGAAUGAAAGAGCAUAUCGUCGUUUUUCAUCCUGACAACGACGACGACGACAACAACAACCCGCUGCCACCGUCGUCAUCAUCUCACGAGCAGACGUGUGGACGAGGCUUAUUCGUCACCGGGGCCUCCGCGUGA
This is a messenger RNA of Mesocestoides corti, 336 nucleotides long. The record is from the annotation of a GenBank genome assembly. Lineage: Eukaryota; Metazoa; Platyhelminthes; Cestoda; Cyclophyllidea; Mesocestoididae.